AUGAACGCAAAGAGUAAAGAUUAUAGCUUCCAAAGGAGACCUCUCUAUCCAGGUCCACCUAAAAGCAACCCAAAGUAUAAGAGCAAGAGAACACCAGGUGCUGGAACAUCAGGAGUUAGAGCCAAAAGAGACUUCGAAGUUGAAGAGUCCAAGGUUAGCUCUGCUGCUUCAAUUCCUGAUUCAAGCACCUCUGCUAACCCUUUUACCUCUGAUAUAAAAGAUCUGCAGAGAAAAUUGGCUGCUCUUGAGAGACAGAAUAGAGAAAAAAAUAACAAAAUUAUGAAGCUCACAAGAGAAAAUGAUUCGUUGAAAGCUAGAAAUAGGGUACUCGAAGGACAACUAAACAGAAAGAAGAAUGAAGAAGCUAAGAACAAGAGAGGAGGAAUGGGAAAUCCAAGAUCCAUGGCUCAUGGAGCCAGGGUUCCUCAUUUAGACAAGAAAGUUUCAGAAAAUACAAAUCCUGGAGACUAUCUGACAGACGACAGAAUGCUGGAGCUUAUUCUACAGUCUUCGGCUCAAGAAGCCGCCCUCAUGAGAGCAGGCCCUCCUCUGGACAACAACGACCAGCUGGAGCAGGCCAUCCAGGAAAGUAUCAGGGAAGUUCCGAAUCCUGACGCGAUGUCGUACGAGCAGCUUCAAGAACUGGGAGAUCAGAUUGGGACUGUGAGUAGGGGGUAUUCGAAGACGGAGCUUCUAAAAUUAGGGGCUACCUGCAACUUUUCUCAUAACGAAGAAUGCCCUGUUUGAAUUGAUAAAAUAGAAAUAGCAGCAAUGGUUAAAAGACUCCCUUGAAGCCAUCUUUUCCAUGCUGAAUGUAUAGACCGUUGCCUAGAAGAAUCUAAGAAGUGCCCUUGCUGUGGAGAAGAGGUUGUAUUGUAA
Messenger RNA from Moneuplotes crassus, 879 nucleotides. NCBI's taxonomy places the organism in Eukaryota, Ciliophora, Spirotrichea, Euplotida, Euplotidae. The record is from the annotation of a GenBank genome assembly.